This is a messenger RNA of Prorocentrum cordatum, 1791 nucleotides long. NCBI's taxonomy places the organism in Eukaryota, Dinophyceae, Prorocentrales, Prorocentraceae. The record is from the annotation of a GenBank genome assembly.
GGCCUCCAAGAACCCCACCUACUGGAUCAAGAAGCUCAGCUUCGAGAGCGCGCUGAACGGCGUCACGGGCAAGCGGGACCUGCACCAAGCUUCAGGGUGCGCUUCUAGGUCCGAAGUAAAGUCCAAGGAGGAUACGACGAGCGACGCGCUGAGGAGGCACAUGGGGCGCGCGACGAUCUUCGGUAAGAUCAGCCCGACUGAGGUUCCACAGACGGGCUGGCCAGCCAGUCGGGAUGCAUUUUCGGACCUCGUCUUGAUCGACCUCAGCCGUCCUGGAAAAGUGUUUCUGGCUCUCAUGGGGAAGAGGGCCAAUGAGCUUUCUGUAGCGGCGACUUCGAGCAUGUGCAUCCGUGAAUCUGACAUGCAGGCUGUGCUUCUGAAGGAUUUUCGCAUCAAUAAAUUCCCGUGCCGGGUCAUCACGACUACCUCAGAGGCAAACGUCAACAGCACCAUGGCGGCCUUCACUAAUUUGAUGGGGUUCUUAGACCUGCCAGAUGACGCGGGGAUCCCCGCCGAGGUCAUGGUGGUCUGUGAUUCCAUCUACGUCUCGGUUCGAGGAUUCGGCUCCCUCGCGAGAAUCCAGGCUGGCAUCGAUACGAAGUUCGAGUACGUGAAGGGCGCGAUGGCGCUGCACAGGGCUGCUGAGAAGACAGUCGUGCAGUCGGUGCUGUAUGAUGUUGGGGCUACUCUGAACAGGAACCCGCUCCUGAUCGAGAGCUGCAAGGGCGCGCGGGGGCUCUCAGACCUGACCGAGCAGUCCGAAGUCGGCGCGGCCAUCAAUUGUGUAAAGGAUGCGCCCGGCUGGAACAACCAGUACUCGGCGGUGCUUCCCUCGUGCGUGUGCGCUGGCCUGGGCGAGGUGGUCCACCACGCGACGAAGCUACUCUACGGAAUGCUUACCGAUGCCGCGAAGGGCAAGGAUGAAGAAGGCGAGUUCUCUGACUUCCUUACGUCGGCGCAAACGCUCUACCAGAACUGCUGGAAGACGUACCCUGAGAAGCCCGAGUGCGACGCGUGCAUCGAGGGCUGUGGGCACAUGCUGAAUUCCAAGAUGAAUUCAAAUCUCACGGUGGCAGUUGCGGAGAAGAUCCACAAUAUCAGCGGGGGCGUCAUGAAAUCGUUGCCGAUGUUGGAUGAGUUGUCUGCCAUCCUGCGCCAGGAGGCAGGGUUGCUUGAUGGUUGCGAGUUGUCUGCCACGGAUCCCAUGACUGCGAUUGCGACCGAGGUAUCCCAGGGGCUUGCGCAGCGCUCGUUGGUGGAGGUCUACGGCGUGAUUGGGUCCUGCGAGCGGGUCGCUGAGGGCGUGCGCACGCUCUCGACUAUCAAGGGGUGUGGCGACAGAGCUCAGGUGCUGGUGAAGCUGUCAUCAUCUCUCUCGUUUGCCGUCGGCGCGAUGAAGCAGGCGAGGCCCGACCCCGACAACCAGUCGCAGCUCGUGGCCACCGAGGUCCUGGAGUUGAACGCCGCGCCCCGCUUGUCUCGCAACGUCAAGGGCCUGCAGGGGUGGGACGCUUUCGUAACCUCGUGCUCGAAGUCCUUGAUGAAGUGCGACGUCGCAGAGAUCCAGACGUUGCUUCAGAAGGCCGAGGUCGAGCUGGAGAAGCACGCCGAGGGCAUCAACGUCUUCGGCAAUGACUCCGAUGACCCGACGUGGAACGACAUGAAGAGUUCGAUCGAGGCGGCUUGCAUCACCUUGUCCGCCCAGAUGCCCAUUGAGGCCUACACGACGUCAGGGGCGAAGAAGCCCGCCUUGCGUUCCAUCGCGGAGACGGAGAUCAGUGCCCGCGCCAA